Messenger RNA from Talaromyces stipitatus ATCC 10500, 1320 nucleotides. Its product is annotated as Bax Inhibitor family protein. Bases 104 to 1126 code for a protein of 340 amino acids. Gene Ontology annotation, cellular component: mitochondrial inner membrane. The transcript has 2 exons. NCBI's taxonomy places the organism in Eukaryota, Fungi, Ascomycota, Eurotiomycetes, Eurotiales, Trichocomaceae. The record is from RefSeq and is a predicted model, not a curated record.
GAGGCUUCGAUAUAAAAACCUGGAUUAUCCAUCUCCCUUCAUCAACCCAGGUCAUCAACGAUAUCUUUCAUCUCGGUCAACGUUUCAUUGACUUCUCACAGCUAUGGCGUUCAUGCUGAGGCGACCAUUUGCCGUCACAACGGCUUUGAAGCAAGCUGCACCUCGUAGUGCAAACGUAACCGUUCGAUACUUCCACAAUACCCCAAUCCAGAGCUCUCCGGUCUUUAAACCCUCGACUCCCGCACGUCCAUCUUCCAUCCUCGCACGAACUCGACAGACCUUCCGGAAUGCUUUCCGCCGCACAUAUAUGCAGGAGACCUAUCAAGUCGACCGUGGAAAUCUGACACAGAAGUUGCUAUAUGGAGUUGCCAUCGUAGGUGGAACUAUCGUGGCCACAAACUUGAUCUUCAACCGCGAGACUCGCGACGAUGGCGGCAUGCCGGUUUACGAGAGACAAUACUUGAAUGAGACGUUCAUGCACACUGGUCUAGGUCUUGGUAUCAUUGCUAUCGCUGCUCGUGCUCUACACACCAAUGGGUGGUCCGUUCGCUUGAUGGCCUCAAACCCAUGGGCUGUCGUUGGUCUCGGUCUGGUUGCCAGUAUCGGCACUAUGUACGGCACAAUGUACACUCCUCCUGAAAAUUACAUGCUCAAAUACGCUCUAUGGACCGGCUUCAACGUGACUCAGGCUGCUCUUCUGUCGCCUUUGAUGUUCUUGUCACCCGCUUUGCUCGCUCGUGCCGGUCUCUACACAGUUGGUAUGAUGGGCUCUAUCGCGUUCGUUGGUGCCACUGCCAAGCAAGAGAAGUACCUCUACCUUGGCGGUCCUCUUCUUGCAGGUGUUGCCGUUGUUGCUCUUUCCGGCUUUGCUCCUCUCGUUCUCCCAGCUACUGCUGCUCGUACACUGAUGUGGUCUGAGCGUAUCUGGCUCUAUGGAGGUCUCGCUGUCUUUGGCGGCUUCACACUCUAUGAUGUCCAGAGAAUCCUGCACCACGCUCGUCUUGCUGAGCGGGGUGUAGUCCGACGUGACCCAGUCAACGAGAGCGUCAGUCUCGAACUUGACUUCAUCAACAUAUUCGUUCGUAUGGUACAGAUCCUCGGUAUGCAACGCAACAAUCGACGAUAAACGUACCUUCCUGUGACAUUAGACAAAAUCUCCUAUCCUCGCGUUUUUCCGUCUAUCUUUUUUCUUUUUCUUACGUUGUGUGUUAUGACGGCUGAAUUUGCUCCAUUAUACCUAUUCCUGUUGACGACACAGGUUAUUGUACAUAUUUAACUCAGAGUUGAAAUACGACUUGACAAUUAUCAGUUAUCUAUUUC